Messenger RNA from Danio rerio (zebrafish), 1206 nucleotides. It is a transcript of the gene gpn2, whose product is annotated as GPN-loop GTPase 2. The record is from RefSeq and is marked validated. Gene Ontology annotation, cellular component: cytoplasm. NCBI's taxonomy places the organism in Eukaryota, Metazoa, Chordata, Actinopteri, Cypriniformes, Danionidae. Gene Ontology annotation, molecular function: GTP binding; GTPase activity.
GCCACAUCCGGUUUGCAUCACAAUUCAAGCGUCAUGUUGUCGUGAGUAAGGUAGUUCGCUGACUUUAAAGAUGUAGCCUAGUUUGCUUCUUCACAUAGAGGUGAACUUGUCUUCAUCAUGAUGUCAUCGGAUCCUCCAUCUCUGCGCUUCGGCCAGGUUGUGAUUGGUCCGCCUGGUUCAGGUAAAACCACUUAUUGUCGGGGCAUGCAGGAGUUUCUGAGUCGCCUCGGGCGAAAGGUGGUCAUUGUAAACCUCGAUCCUGCCAACGAAGGCUUGCCUUAUCCGUGUGCCGUGGACAUAGCAGAGCUUGUAACUCUGGAUGAUGUGAUGGACGGUCUAAAACUCGGCCCCAAUGGUGGUCUCAUCUACUCUAUGGAAUAUUUGGAGGCAAAUUUGGACUGGUUGGAGAACAAGCUGAAGCUGCAUCAUGACUGCUACUUUCUGUUUGACUGCCCAGGCCAAGUGGAACUGUACACUCAUCACAAUUCAGUGAAGAAUAUCUUUGCACAGCUGUCCAAGUGGAAUUUCAGGCUGACUGCAGUGCAUCUGGUGGAUUCACAUUACUGUGCUGAUCCAGCUAAGUUCAUCUCUGUGCUGUGCACAUCUCUGUCCACCAUGCUGCAUGUUGAAUUGCCACAUGUAAAUGUGCUGUCAAAAAUGGACCUCAUUGAGCAGUAUGGAAAACUUGCCUUCAACCUGGACUUCUACACUGAGGUUCUGGAUCUGUCAUAUCUGGUGGAGCAUCUGUCUGCAGACCCUUUCUUCAAGAAAUUUCACCACCUCAAUGUGAAGUUGGCUGAAGUGAUCCAGGACUACAGCUUGGUGUCUUUUGUACCUCUGAAUGUGCAAGACAAGGAAAGCAUGAUGCAAGUUCUGAGAACUGUGGACAAAGCCAAUGGUUAUUGCUUUGGAGAUCUGGAGGAGAGGAACCUGCAAGCCAUGAUGUCUGCUGCUGUUGGAGCCGACUUCCAGUUCAGCACAACUCUUGGUGUACAGGAGAAAUAUCUGGAUGCUACUAAGAACCAUGUGGAGGAUGAAGUUAUGGACUUGUAGAACUUUUGGUAUGAAUUAAAAAAGGAAAAAUUAGAAAAACACAUUUUUUAAAUGUCUUAUUGUUUUACACAUUGAAAAUAUUACUGAUAAAAAUAUAAGCAACAGAGUGAAUUGAUGUUUCCAUUUCUGAAAAUUAAAAUGUUUACAUUCACA